CGUGGUGUUUGUCGAUGCAUCACACCUCUCUCACUUGUUGGCAAUACGAGCAGUAAAAAUUUGGAGGAUGAAUCACCGGCUUCCUUUCGUUUUCAUCAUUGACGUGCACACACGACAUGAUGUGAGCAAACAACAUUUUCCUCUUCGUCCUCAUCCAUUCAUCAUAUUUGAUAAUGAUCCSCGCGAACAAACGCACCUUGAUUCCGUUGUGGUUUUCAGUGMUAUGGUGUAGGAAACUUUUGCUGGAAACAUUCGCAUACGAAUCGUCGUCAUCUUCGUCGUCGUCUCCGCGCAAGCCGCUGUUUCAUGUUGCGCCCAUGCAGUGCUACACGAAUUCRCAAACGAGGAAAUUGUUCGAUAUGCUUUCGCCGUCGUCCAUCAAAUGGACCGAGAUGGAAAAGAUGGACGACAUCUAUCCCAGAACAGAAUCCAUCGACUACAUGCUGGAUGCGCUGGAAAAACGGUUGGGACCCCCCGGGGACCACCACGACACGACCAAUCUGGUGCUGCAGCUCGGAACCAACGACCCCGAGCGGUUACAAACCUGCGUGGAACAGACACUCCGGCACUACGACAACAUAGGAGAGAUCAAUCUGAAUUGUGGCUGCCCAGCCAUCGAAUCCGGGGGGGCAUCGACCUACGGAGCAAGCCUCAUGAAAGAUGCGAGAUUGACAGGGCAGCUCGUCGAAUCCGUGAGAAAAGGGCUGGAGAGAACGGAAUCUCUGCGGACCACAAAGCCGAGGRUCUCGGUAAAAUGCCGCAUYGCCGUCUUUGACACCGACAAAGACAUGCGGCCGCUCACGGAGGGCGACUACGAGGCCCUGAAGGAGUACGCUUCGACUAUUCGCGAACACGGUGCCGACCACAUGAUCCUGCACGCGAGGCCGGCCGUCCUGUCGGGGUUGAGCCCGGUGAAGAAUCGGAUUGUUCCGACACUGGACUACGGGUUUGUGGAGCGGAUCGCCUCGGAUUUUGAGGGCGAAAUGGACGUGACACUGAACGGUGGCAUCACGACGCUGGAGCAGCUGGAAUCUCUUUCCCGCGGGGAGGACGGCACCGCAAUCUCGGGGUACAUGGCGGGGAGGUGGUGUCUGCGGAGACCCCUCGACCUGGUGGGCAUAGAGGACUCGCUGGAGGGRCGAACCGGAUGCGAUGCGUCCCUUUCGUUGCUAGUUGGUGCGAUCGAGCAAUACGUAGACGACGCCAUCGAAAUGCUUGGAUCUUCUUCCCAGCGCCACAAGCCCACGGCGGCCGAUAUCUGCCUGCCCCUCUUCCUGGUGGUGGAGCAGCUCCGUGACGACUACGACUACGAAGAGGACGAGGAGAGCGAGGUACCACCUCCUUUGCUGACGUACGCAGAAAUGGAAUCGCUGUACGACGUGCUGCAAGAAAGUGUCGCACAGAUCGAGGGCCUGUGUGGCAGCGGAAAGAAGAAGAAGAAGAAGAAAACAGCAACAAACAGCGACGUGAAUUUCAAGCGCCUUUCGUCUUCGUUCAAAUCGUUGGUGGGCACGAAGGUUGCAAACAAAUGGAGGCGCAACCGAGCCGAAUUAUAGCACGAGGGAAGAACAGUGUUGUGGAGGAUCAUAGCUUUGCGAGGGCAGUGAGAGGUGAUCCUUKGCUGCAUUCGCAGAGGUCAUAGUGCUCUUUUGUUCCAAGCAUUGGCUGGAGCAAAAACUAUUGGCAGCCAACCUAGUUUGUCUGACGAAUGAUGGGAUUCACGUUGGUGCACGAAUCACUGCGUAUCCGCUUCUAGCUGGGCAGAUUACUAGGGGAAGCACACAAGACUAAAUUCCAUGUGAUUAUAUUGUUUGUUCUGUGCCGGUUUGUAUUGUUUUCAUUAUGCUUAGAGCGUSUCAUUAGAUAAGUGAAUAUCUAUACCGUGAGACUAUAAC
Molecule: messenger RNA, 1895 nt
Organism: Pseudo-nitzschia multistriata
Lineage: Eukaryota; Bacillariophyta; Bacillariophyceae; Bacillariales; Bacillariaceae
Source: the annotation of a GenBank genome assembly